AUGGCGGAACCCAUACUUGCGCAUAUCAUUCAAGACACCCAGAAACGUCCCCUUCGCAUAUGGUGGUGCCCGACAGGUGCACUUGCACUUCUACCUAUCCACGCAGCGGGGCCGUACGGCGGGGACGCCACGGGCCUUCCUGAACUCGUCAUAUCUUCAUACAUUCCCACUUUGCACUCUCUUCUCUGCGCCCACGAUAGUGCUCCAGAGCCGUUCUCCAUGCUAGCUAUCGGGCAGCCCGACACUCCUGGACAGAAUCCUCUCCCCGCAGUUGACAAGGAAAUAGCCACCAUUCAGCGCGCCUGCGCGCGUGUCUCCCACGAGCCGACGAGUCUGGUCGGACCCGCUGCCACAGCGCACGCCGUCUCCUCCGCACUGCCCGCACACUCCUGGCUGCACUUCUCGUGCCACGCACAUCAGGACCCCUCGUACGCGUUCGCGAGCGCGUUCUUCAUGCACGACGGACCGCUCCGUCUCGGCGCGCUCAUGCGACUCGACCUCUCGCGCACGCAGUUCGCGUUCCUCUCUGCGUGCCUGACGUCCGCAGGAGACGAGCGCCUCCCGGACGAGAGCAUCCACCUCGCGGCGGGCCUGCAGUUCGCUGGGGUGCGCUCGGCGAUCGCUACGCUUUGGACGGUGGAUGACCGGACCGCGGCCUUCGUGGCGGAUAGAGUGUAUGAACAUUUGCUGCGAGAGGGCGUCGAGGAGCCAGACCCUUUGGAGGCGGCGGAGGCGUUGCAUAGGGCUGUGGGAGCGGUCAAGGCGGCAGGAAAACCAAUGAUUUUCUGGGUACCUUUCAUUCAUACAGGCAGAUAG
Messenger RNA from Trametes versicolor FP-101664 SS1, 816 nucleotides. RefSeq lists its product as uncharacterized. The transcript has a single exon. Bases 1 to 816 code for a protein of 271 amino acids. Lineage: Eukaryota; Fungi; Basidiomycota; Agaricomycetes; Polyporales; Polyporaceae. The record is from RefSeq and is a predicted model, not a curated record.